Talaromyces stipitatus ATCC 10500 is the source of this 713-nucleotide messenger RNA. Its product is annotated as nephrocystin, putative. The record is from RefSeq and is a predicted model, not a curated record. Lineage: Eukaryota; Fungi; Ascomycota; Eurotiomycetes; Eurotiales; Trichocomaceae. The transcript has 2 exons. The coding region runs from base 1 to 693 and encodes 230 amino acids. Gene Ontology annotation, molecular function: protein binding.
AUGCACAGUCUGGUGCAGCUUGCAACACGAAGAUGGUUAGAAAUGAACGGUAAACUAGAGACAUGGAAGCGGCAGUAUAUCAAGAAUUUGAAAGCAGAAUUUCCCACGGGAGAGUAUGAGAACUGGGAACACUGUCAAGGUCGAUGGAAAGAAGCAGAAGAGCUAGAAGUCCAGGUGAUGGAGAAGAGGAAGAGUGUUCUAUGUGUAGAAUAUCCUGACACGCUCACCAGCAUGGACAAUUUAGCAUCAACGUUCUGGGAUCAGGGGCGAUGGAAAGAAGCAGAAGAGCUAGAAGUCCAGGUGAUGGAGAUGAGUAAGAGGGUUCUGGGUGUAGAACAUCCUGACAUGCUGACCAGCAUGGACAAUCUGGCAUCGACAUACUGGGAACAGGGUCGAUGGAAAGAAGCAGAAGAGCUGGAUGUGCAGAUGAUAGAGAUAAGUAAGAGGGUUCUGGGUGUAGAACAUCCUGACAUGCUGACCAGCAUGGACAAUCUGGCAUCGACAUACUGGGAACAGGGUCGAUGGAAAGAAGCAGAAGAGCUAGAAGUCCAGGUGAUGGAGACGAGGAAGAGGGUUAUGGGUGUAGAACAUCCUGACACGCUCACUAGCAUGGCCAAUCUGGCAUUCACCUGGAAAGGGCAAUAUCGCAGCGCGGAAGCCUUGGAUUUGAUGAAAAGCUGUGUACAGCUAUAAUCAAAAGUUCUAGACGCUGA